AUGAACGAUAUCCUGCGCGAUUCUACAUUUGGGCAAAUCGUUCGCCUCGUUUCCUCGACCCGGUACUGUAGAUACCUGGAAGAAUCCACGGAUUUUGUUCUCCCGUCAAAGUACGACUAUUCGAGACGCAAGGCAAGCGACGUCGCCAUCGAAGAUCAGAAAGAGAACAACGAUGGUUCAGAGGUUGACGAAAAUUCCAAUCAGAAAUCGAAAGAGGACGAGGAGGAUGUGGUCAUUGUAGACUGGUACUCAGAAAACGACCCAGAGAACCCGCACAAUUGGAGCAGAACACGGAAAGCGUGGACAACGUUUGUCAUUGUCCUUUACACGUUCGCAAUGUUCAUUGGAUCCUCAAUCUACACUUCCAGCAUUCCGGAUAUCGAAAGAACAUUCCACGUCAGCCCCGUUGUAGCCUCCCUUGGACUUUCCAUGUACGUUUUGGGAUAUGGAAUCGGGCCAUUGAUCUUCUCGCCUCUUUCGGAAAUUCCAGCUUGUGGACGCAAUCCUCCGUACGUGGCUGGCUUUUUCCUGUUCGUCAUCUUGUGCGUCCCCACGGCGCUCGUGGACAACUUUGCCGGUCUUCUCGUCCUCCGGUUCCUGUUAGGCUUCUUUGGCUCGCCGGCUCUUGCGACUGGUGGGGCAAGCAUGGGAGAUAUCUAUAGCCCAGUCUCCAUAACCUAUGCCAUAGUGCUGUGGGGUGCCUGUGCGACUCUGGGGCCGUCCUUGGGCCCAAUCGUCGGCAACUUUGCGGUGCAAGCUGAAACCUGGCGUUGGUCGACCUGGGAAUUGCUUUGGCUCGGCGGGCCUACAUGGUUGCUGAUGUUCUUUUCGCUCCCUGACACGUCCUCCGAGCUCAUUCUUCUCCGUCGCGCUCGCCGUUUACGCAAACUCACAAAACGCAUUGACCUUCGGGCGCAAAGCGAAAUACGACAGGCACACCUUCAGCCGUCUCAGGUGCUCUGGAAUGCGCUGAUCAAACCUUGGGAGAUCAAUAUCAAAGACCCUGCCGUCCUAUUCUCAACCAUUUACACUGCUCUGAUAUACGGCCUCUUCUACUCGUUCUUCGAAAGCUUUCCGCUGGUAUACCGGGGCAUCUAUCACUGGAGCCCUGGUGUGUCUGGUCUGGCAUUCUUAGGGGUGCUUGUGGGUUUGCUCAUCGCCGCAUCGUCGUUCUGUCUCUACAACUACUUCAUCGGCAGUAAGAUGGUGUCGAAAGUACUGAAGGAAACGGGCUCCAUACCUCCUGAAUUGUUUCUAAGACCAGGACUGGUUGCCACGUUCUUCAUUCCAAUAGGGCAGUUCAUCUUCGCGUGGACCGCUCGACCAGACAUUCACUGGUUCCCCAGCAUCCUCGGCGUUGCGGUUAGCAUGAUCGGCAUCUUCAUCAUCACACAGUGCAUGUUCAGUUACCUGCCCUUCACAUACCCAAUCUACGCUGGAUCAUUGUUCGCUGCCAACAACUUCGCUCGUGCCGCAUUGGCAGCGGGAGCGAUCCUGUUCUCGACGCCAAUGUUCAACAACUUGGGCAUUGAUGGUGGCGUUAGUUUGCUUGGAGGACUCACUGCGUUGUGCUGUUUUGGGGUCUACGGCUUGUUCUUCUUUGGAGAGCGGCUGCGAAAGAGGAGCAAGUUUGCGCAGUCGUAG
Zasmidium cellare ATCC 36951 is the source of this 1644-nucleotide messenger RNA. RefSeq lists its product as uncharacterized. Gene Ontology annotation, biological process: xenobiotic detoxification by transmembrane export across the plasma membrane. NCBI's taxonomy places the organism in Eukaryota, Fungi, Ascomycota, Dothideomycetes, Mycosphaerellales, Mycosphaerellaceae. The transcript has 4 exons. Bases 1 to 1644 code for a protein of 547 amino acids. Gene Ontology annotation, molecular function: fluconazole transmembrane transporter activity. The record is from RefSeq and is a predicted model, not a curated record.